Messenger RNA from Vespula pensylvanica (western yellowjacket), 848 nucleotides. RefSeq lists its product as uncharacterized. NCBI's taxonomy places the organism in Eukaryota, Metazoa, Arthropoda, Insecta, Hymenoptera, Vespidae. The record is from RefSeq and is a predicted model, not a curated record. The transcript has 2 exons. The coding region runs from base 125 to 451 and encodes 108 amino acids.
CGCCACUUUCGGAAGAGAGAAUCGCGCUACACCCGUGAUGCUACGUGAUCAAUAUCAGUGUCGAGUCUCAGCCUUUGGACCAUUCUGAGCAGACAGAUCUGAAAAUAGAGAAAAUAAAAGCGACAUGAAAGCCGUAACGCAUACUUGUACGCCAGGAAGCUUUCUAGAUUUUCCGGAAGGUGAAUCGAUUGAAGAUAUCGCCGAAUCCGUAGAUGAAUUGCGAGAAAAAUUAGCGAAUAUGAAGAAAUUGAUGGAAGAACGUAAGGGCACGACUCUAGGCGAGAUCAGUGCACGUAAAAGGAAAGAAGCUUCGGACAUAAUAGACGGAAAUUUUCUUUCUUGGAUUUUUGCCUCUGCUCUCGUUAUCAUAUUAAGCGUUAGCUUUUACGCUUUUUAUAAUCUUUAUCACGCGGUACUCAAAAAAUUCCCUUCGCAUCAUACUGAGUUAUAAGGAAAGAGAAUAUAAAAAUAGAAAAAAGAAAGUAAAAAAACAAGAAAAUAAGAAAAAGCAGUGAAAAACGCGUCGAAUAUUCGUUCGAAUGGAAAGUUUCUUUCCAUUUUUUAUUUUUCUUUAAUUUUAUUAAUCACAACGAUGUUACAAUACAAACAGACGAUACGAGAUUUCUUUUUCUAUCCUUUCGGAAGAUAUUAUACGAAAGAGAAACCAAAAUGGCUAAAUCAAUCAAAAGAAAUACAGUAUUCUGAUGUAAUUAUUAUGUACGUUUUACGAUGUAAUCAUAAAUGACUGACUCACCGACAAGAUCUCAAAUAACAAUGAUUUAGUUAUCAGUAUAAAAGUUAAAAUAAUCUUGAUGUAAUAUGUGAUAUUUUUAUCGAUAAAAUGUUAU